UUUUCGGUCGGUUGAGCAGAAGGCGUGGUGGUGUAUACAUGGGGUUGUUAAAAACAUGUGUCAGAGAAGUGUAGUGUUACGCAUAGUGUCUCUUUGAUAGCCACGUAUAGACCACAUAAAAGUCCAGUGGAGCAUCAAAGGAAGCACACUAAAGAAAUGUCCCUGCUUUCGACGAGCCUGUUUACUGGACCACUCAAGUCGGAAUAGCACAAGCAUUUUGCGUAAGCUCAUUCUGUGGGCCGGUGGUGUCAGCUGUGAUGCGGGUUACAUGAGCUGAUCGAACAGUAAAGGUAAUUGCGUGAUGUUGGCAGUUGUGCACGCUCAACAAAAAUAACUCGCCACCAAUGAUACUGUAGUUUCAUUUUGGAGUAUCCAGGAAAAACAUCUCUAAUUCAGUACGGGGAGAGAUGACUGCCGUGCAACUCACCCUGCUGUGCUGGCUUUCUGUUGCCACGCUUGCAUGGGCACAAAGUGCAGUUUCAGACGUCAGCUGUGAGCGACUGAAGGACCCAACCAAUGGCAAGGUGAUAUACGUUUACAACACGACCACUGUUGGGUCGACUAUAUUGUUUAAGUGCGAUGAUGGAUAUACGACAUACAGUGCACGAUGCCUGCCUGGAGGCAUCUGGGAUCAGAGCCCUCCAACUUGUCCAGAGGUUGGUUGCAAACGGCCCAAGGACCCGGUUCAUGGCAAAGUGAUCUAUAUUCAGAACAAGACCAGUGUUGGGUCGACUAUAUUGUUCAAGUGCAAUCAUGGACUUUUGACAUACAAUGCAAGCUGUCUACCUGGAGGCACCUGGGAUAAAAGUCCUCCAAUUUGUCCAGAGCUCAGUUGCGAGCGGCUCGAGGAUCCAGCCCAUGGCAAAGUGAUAUACGCUGAGAACAAGACAAGUGUUGGGUCGACUGUUUUGUUCAGGUGCAAUUAUGGACACACGGCAUACACUGCACGCUGCUUACCUGGAGGCACCUGGGACCAAAGCCCUCCAACCUGUCCAGCACCUCCAAAUGAGGUCACAACUGGGAAGGAUGGAAGGCAAUGCCCUCAACUUCGAGAUCCUCCCCAUGGAAAACUUUUGAGCAAUGGUUCAACCAACAGUUCAGCCGUGUUUGCUUGCAAUGAGGGAUAUGUUAUGAAAGGUUCCCCCACCUUGGUUUGUCAGCCUGGAGGCACAUGGGAGCCACAGCAAUUGCCUACCUGUGUUGUUGCAGAGGUCAGCUGUGAGCGGCUGAAGGGCCUAGCCAAUGGCAAGGUGAUAUAUGUUGACAAGAAGACCACUGUAGGGUCAACUAUAUUGUUUAUGUGCAAUGAUGGAUAUACGAAAUACAGUGCACGAUGCCUGCCUGGAGGCAUCUGGAAUGAGAGCCCUCCGACUUGUCCAGAGGUUGAUUGCGAACGUCCCAAGGACCCGGCUCAUGGCAAAGUGAUCUACAUUCAGAACAAGACCAGCGUUGGGUCGACUAUAUUGUUCAAGUGCAAUCAUGGACUUUUGGCAUACAAUGCAAGCUGUCAACCUGGAGGCACCUGGGAUAGAAGCCCUCCAACUUGCCCAGAGCUCAGUUGCGAGCGGCUCGAGGAUCCAGCCCAUGGCAAAGUGAUAUACGCUGAGAACAAGACAAGUGUUGGAUCGACUGUAUCGUUCAGGUGCAAUUACGGACACAUGGCAUACACUGCACGCUGCUUACCUGGAGGCACCUGGGACCAAAGCCCUCCAACCUGUCCAGGUCAAGCUCCAUUUCCAUGGGUCAUUGCGGCAGGUGUAGGUGCAGCAGUGCUUGUGCUAUGUAUUGUGGCCGUAGUGUGUCUAUUGUGUCGCCGCCGCCACCGCCGCCCUACUGGCUAUCGGCGACAGAUCAGGAAACCCAGUGCGUCAGACUCUCACACGCAAAAUGAAGUGGCACACCUGCACAAGCCUUACCCAGUCACGAGCCUAUAGGACAUUGUGAUAAUGAACAGCUGUGUGACCCUCAACUCAAAUGGAUCGUAUUUAGAGCCUUGUGUUUUAGGGUUAAAGCCAGCAGAAGCCGUUUUUAUCCCCCGAUUUGCAUAAUCAUCACUUAGGGUAAACUACGAAAACCUUUGAAAAUUAACUUGCAAAAGUGCAAAGUCAGAUGCCAAUACAGGCACUGGCGAACGCUAAGCGCUGCGCAUCCAACACAGCUGCUCGGCAUCCCAUGUUAAUCUUAAAUGCAAGACACUCUCUUUAUUUUCCACCUGAAAAUUUGCUCAUUCACUCGAUGUACAGUAAAACUUGUGUAUAACGAUAUCAACGGUAUUCGCGGAUUUGAUCAUUAUACGAGGAAUAUUGUAAAAGAAGGGCUAUUUAAAAAAGUGCCCUAUCAAGAAAAUGGUGUGUCACCCUGCUAGUAAAAAAAAAAAGGAGGAAAGAAAAGAGAGACAGUCAGAAGCCACAGGAAAAUUCAGCACUUAAUUUGAAGUAACUUGUUAUUGACCAUAGCAACGUCACAUUUUAAAAGCGUUCAGCUGGGACAAGUACUGUGCAGAGAGAUCAUGCUGCAUAAUGAAACUUUUAUGUGCACCAAUAACACAAAGUGCCACUGCACAUGUAUGUCUACGGCAAAUUAUCUUCCUCUCUACCGGAGGUUUUGUUACUGUUCAUCUCAUCCAUUGGUACCUCACGCAUGAUUGCGUUGUCCGUCAUGAGCUCUGUGUCUAACAAAUCGUCGUCUGCGCUGACGUAAUCGUAUAAUGAAGUGCGUCUGUCAACUGGGUUGACUCUAUGGAUGGUUGUCGAAGACAUUAUGUCUCAUGAUCAUGAGAUUCGUCGUCCUCAUUAGUGACUGUGUUGAACGCAGGCACAUCUCCCUCAGGCGGAACAAAGCCACGUUUCAGGAAGCAGUUUCUUAUCGUCGUCCAACGCACGUCAUGCCAUGCCGUGUACAGAAACUGAACAGCCACCAGUGGCAUUACUUCAUUAUUCAGACAGACCUCGUUCUCUUUACGCACUUGCACCUGUCAGUGCGGAAGAUUAUGCGGUCAACAACGUAACAUCUGUACAGAACUUUUGUUUUGUGUUGUCUGUACAGAACAUUUGCAAGGAUCCUCAGUCCAUCGGUUGAAGCCCUGUGGUAGUGUUCAGUGGCAGAAAAAGAAGUUCCACUACGGUCAAAUGAACUUCUACAUGAUGAGCAGUACAAUUGUGAUGAACUAGCAGGAACUUCCUUUGCUUCCUGCGCAUGUCAACGUCAAACUCUUCAAGCCGCUAACUGAACAGUGUGCGUAUCAUCCAGGCCUUCUGAUUGUGGCAGUAACGAACAGGGAUUCGUAAAUCCACGGGCUUUCUCUGCUUCCCAAUCACUAAAGGUUUCUCUCGUUGCUGCCGUCCAUAUUUGAGCUUCCCCUCCCAAAAAAGGCACGGUAAUCCGUACUUUGCUGUGCUUGACCCUGCACAAUCUCCCCCUUCAAAUGCAUGGGUACUCGGAGGUAGGAGCUGGUAGAAAAGUCUCAUCGCCGUUGUAUACGUCUUUCUCUUUGUACCUUUGAAAAAUAUCCUGGAGGUGCUCUUGUAGAUGUGCCUCCCUACCGCAAUUGUCCACUGAAGCACUUUCGUGCACAAUUCCAUACUGCUCCUUAAACCUCUGCAGCCAUCCUCCGCAGGUUAUGAAGUUUUCAUUAUCGAGUAGGAAGGCAAACUGCCUGGCUUUCGCGGUAAGCUCGAGGCUGGGACAUUGCGGGAACGUGCAUCCACAAUCCUUUUGUAAAGUGCUUCUUCAAGAGAUAAACUGAUGUUCUGAGGCUGGAACAACAUAGAAGGGACAGAUACAAACAAAGCCUCAAGCUGGCUAACCUUUUCAGUGACUUUCAUCUUUCAUCGUUGCUUCUUCAACUUUGCGUACACACGCUCAUGAAUCCUCGCUUGAACGCAUGAACGCUUCGCAGUUGCAUUGUCACUGGUAGCUUGCUCGCUCAGUUCCUCUCCGGUCUUCAAGAUUGUGGAGACUGCAAAAGUCUGUGCUGCUGACCAAUGCACGUCAUUUUCGCCUCACAGUGAUGCCCAUCGAUAAUUACCAGGUCAGUUGCUUUGCGUUUGUUCGGCUGGUGUGCAUUCAUUGACGGCGGGCAGUACCGAUAAUGUGCUAAGGCUCAACUGAACAAGAGUUGCUCUGCAGGUUAUCGAAGCAGAAACUGACAGUCACCAGGGAAAACAAAAACGCUAAAACCCCAUGAAACGGGUUGCAAGGGUAUGAAGUGGUCAGCCUCCUGGUGUCCCCAUUCUUCUUGUGUCCUCGCAUUCACGAAACAAUUGAACGUGCGAGCAUCCACGUGGCGCGAAAGUUAUGCGAGGGGAAAAGCGUCUGAUACCACUGUAUGAGUACUCGAAAUGGCGAUCUCCAUUGCUAUCUGCAUGUUGUUUAUCCAUAGAAACAAUGCACAUUUUGACAGUAAAAGCAUGAACCAUCGCUCUACGAGGGAUAUCAUUACGAGGUAUCGUUAUCCCCGGGUUUUACCGUAUAACCUUAUUGGUCAGAUUUUACCCUAUUUUACUGUUUCUGAAAUAAAAACCAAUUCUUACCCUCCUCCCCCCAAUUUUCAACCCGAAAACACAAGGUCCUAAUUAUAUUCAGAGCCUGAAGUUUUAGGGUUUCACCCGUUUCUUCCCUGAAUUUGCACCCCAUAUUGAAGGCUGCCUCUUUAAGGUGAAACCAGCUUUUUACUUGAAAAUUGCCCUCACUAAACGCCUGUAGGAAUGAAGACUAGCUUGUUUGGCAGCAAGCACAGUUACAUCACCGUUUGCACCAAAACAGUAUGGUUCGUUUGAGUAAUAGAGCCCGAUUUCUCCCUGAAUCUCGCAUACUGGAAGUUUUCCCACCCGAAUUCGCAUGAAUUUUGAGCACAUGUUGAUUUCCCCGAUUUUUACCCCCCGAAUUGGGGGAAAAAUAUGUCCCGAAAACUUCAGGCUCUAAUUAUAUAUUACAUUUAUGUGCCUCACUUUGUGCCUUCAAUUGUAUUGCUGUACGAUAGUUUAUACUGAGGGCACAAUAGGUAUUCUGAGCUCUCCUUUUUUUCACAAAGCCUUCUAGAUUUUGUUCCAGAGAUUCUCAACUGGCCUCAGUGGAUCGGUUGGUAGCGUGUCCGCCUCCUGAUCCCAGGGUUGCUGGGUAAAACCUGGCCGAGGACCGCCAGCAACUUGGUGGCAAGGUACAAGUUGCUUAGGCACGCCGUCUUCCGCGAGGGACGUUAAAUACGGUGUGCCGUGUGCAGAGAUUUUCGUGCACGUUAAAGAACCCUCAGGUGGGCAAAAUUAAUCCACAGACCAACCACUGUGGCGUCGCACGUCAUCAUAGUUGUUUCACGAUGUAAAGCGAUGAAUUAUUUUACAAGAUUCUCGAUAUCCAGACAUGUGAGUCACGCAAGUGUGAUACCUAGUCAUGUAUUGCUCUUUUCUUUGAGCACUACUAUAGAAGUCCUCUAUUUUGUUUCACACCCAACUGGUUUUCCGUGCGCCCUGAAAAGCCCAAGUUUGAGAUUGAAAUAACAUUGACACACACCUUUUGUGGACCCGUCAAGCGUGACACAAAUUAUGCCACACUGGCUUGACUACCUGUAACUGUAACAAAGGGCAUCUUGCGGACAGACAGAACAUGCAAGCUGAACAAGUAUCCUAGCAGGUAUCCCAGGUCUCCGUUUGACACGGAAAAUGCGGAUUUCGAGUUUGGUCACGAAAAAAUGAAUUUUGUUUAUCGUUGUAGAUGAAAAUAGUGCUGCCCACUUUGUCAUGUAUCUUGGACCAUUCCCUCACUAAAGCAUGUGGCGGUUCAUAGCAGCCAAUUGUAAGCUCGCAAGAUAACAACAGUACAUUCUCCAAAUAUACACAAGACCCUUUUGCUGAUACAGAACAACCCCAAACUUACAUGCUUUAGCACUCCCUCUCUCUCAAAUUGCAAUACAUUUGUUUCACGUCCCCAGUCUGCUCUUAAAGAGGAAGAUGCAGCUGGGUUGCUAUAGGUCAACUGUAACAACGUCGCAUUGCAGACAGGCAGACAGACAGUUUGUGUACAAAUUAUGAGAACCAGAGAGCGGCAACAGUUUUCUGCUUCGUAGGGAUAAGUGCCACUUCAGGGGGCAUGUAAUGGUCUCUAUAUGAAGCCUGAAAAAAUGUAAUCUGACCACAUUGAAGUCUGAUUUUAUUACCGUCUGUGUGGAAAGUUGCGACAGAGUGAAAUUAUUAUUGCCUGCGUGGGGCAUCAGUCAUGGAAAAAUGCGAAAUUGCCAGUAGUUUAGUGUGGAAUUGGAAUAUUUUUGCUGCCGUAAACUAGGAUCUCUGAAACAGAGAUGGCACUGCCCUGAAAAUGAGGCAGGCGACAUCUAGUGAACAUGAUACAUGUAAAUUAACCAAGCUGAGGCCUAUGCUUUUAGACAUUGGAGGUUUUGUGUUUGUUGGUGUGACAGCCUCAGCAUGGGUAAGUCAUGUUCAGAAAUUUAAAUUUUCCACUGAUAUGUUCAUUCAUGUAUGCAGAAGACGUGAUGUCACAGACUGGAAACCGAAGGAACCAGCUUUUUCGAUGUGCUAGAUUGAAAGCUCUCUUGGGCAUUAAGCCCUCUUGGGCAUUAAGCUUGCGCACUGCACUCCUUUUUGUGCAAAUAUGUAUUCCAGGGCUUGUAAUUCUAGUGUCUACCCUUCCUGACAUAUUUUAUUUUCAAACCCUUCCAUACUCCUUUAAGUAUCAAAGACCAACACUGUUUUCGACCAGCAGCGUGCAAGUAGCUUUAUUGUGUACAUUUCUGGAAAUGAUGGUGCUCAGUUAAUGCAGCUUCACUCGGAACUCUAUUGACGCAUACUUCUGGUUCUACACACAAAAAUUUCUGCACACAAGAAAAGAGAGUGUGGCACUUGACAUGGAAAACUGCAUUAAUCCUACCAGUGACCACACCAGACAAGGUACUGUAUAGCAGUGAUGUCACCCACCAUAUAAGUAUUGUUACCCUAGCAAACUGAAACAAACACAAGUUUGGAGCAUUCUUGAAAUUUUACUCGACCUAAGAUUUCACCUUAAAGCGAUAUGAGCAUGAAGCAGCGCGGUGCCUUCCGCCUCUGCUAUGAAUUUUGGUUCCCGUGAAUCAUGUUCUUGAGGCAAUUAUGCUAAUGAAUGCAAAAUAUUUUCCACACAGGGAAAGAUACUUGAGCAGUAUUUUCUAUCUUCUUGUAUUGUACAGUAUGAGUUUUGAAUCACUAUGGACUAAAAAGUGAUAUUUAUUUUACUUUGUAUGAUAAAUGAACCUUGCUCAACAGCUCCGUACGCAAGAUAUAGAUGCCAUCAGUGAACAUUACGCACUUAUACAAAUUUUCGAAAGAAGCGGCGAAACUCCAUAGAUUUGGAUUCUCCAGGAGUAGUUUGUCGCCAUGAGCAAUGUUGCCAGAUGCAUUGCCAGAUUGAGCACCACAUGACGUCAUAUUCCAGAAAACUUGAAAUUAAUUUUACGAUACUUCCGCUUCACGUAGGGGAACCAUGUUGUUAGAGAUUACUGUGUGGGGUGCUUAGAUUGCAAUGGCACAAAUUUGGUAGGGUGUCUCAAGACACGAGAGUUAGUCCGCAGUGGCGUUUUAAAGGGGAAGUGACACUGCCUCAAGUUUGGUUGCAUAAAUGUAAAUGAUGGUUAUUUACAUCGAUGUGAACCUGCAUUCCAAUUUUUACGGCAAAAGGAGUAAUAAGAAGCAUAGAAAAUUGGCACUGCAAAACUGCGAAUACCGAAACUCACCUGACGUCAACGUCACUGUGAGCAGCUCCACCAGUGAAGGGGUGUUGGAGAAACCAGGCGCUCAUGAGAACCAGUAGGUAGGGUGGAGGAUCUUGCUCCUUGAUGCCAGGACAAAUUGCGAAUAUUUGAGUGAGCACAACACGCAGAAAAAUUAUAAUUUUUUGUUGUGUACUGUGGCAUGCAGUGCAAUACACCCAUGAUGCAAUGAACCACAUCUAUCGAGUUGCCACAACCCCCUUUAAACAACAGGGCAUAUCCUCUCCGGGUAUUUCAUGGAGAUGUGAAAUUUGCAUUGUAUUUUGUGUAAGUUUACCAUAGAGUUGAAUGUAUCGAAUUUUGUAUUCCAAAUGGUAGUUUUGCACACUGUUCCCUUUUGUUGUGUUGUGUCCAUGGGUGUCACCUAGCACAACAACAACUGGACAAAUAAUGUGUCUAUCAAAGUAAUGCCGAUCUGCCAGUGCCUUCACUGCGCUUGUGCGUUGAACAGUACAUAGCUUUGGACGGCGUUGCAUUAGAUUCUGGUUUAUGGCAGAGUCUGCUGAUCUCGAACCCAUUCUGCUGGCUUACAGUAUGCGUAGAAAACUGUGUGGAUUUGUUGUUUGUCCUUUGUACUGACCUGUACAUUUGUCCAGGUGCUGCUAUGUGGCUGUAAUGUAUAGGCAAACUUUUCUAAUGGUUUUCUUUUGUAAUUCGAGAGAAGAGAAGCAUUUGAAAUGGAUUUAUAUUCACCAAUGUGAAAAUGAAAAAAAAGUGUUGCUGUGUUCUAUAAAUAGCUGCUUUUCAAGUAAGUUGCAAACGAGUAAUAAAAUAUGAAAGUGCAA
Ornithodoros turicata is the source of this 8538-nucleotide messenger RNA. RefSeq names its product P-selectin-like. The record is from RefSeq and is a predicted model, not a curated record. The coding region runs from base 408 to 1934 and encodes 508 amino acids. NCBI's taxonomy places the organism in Eukaryota, Metazoa, Arthropoda, Arachnida, Ixodida, Argasidae. The transcript has 12 exons.